CUGCGACUGAAGCAUGCGCAGUACUGAAAUCGGAGAUGGAAGAAGGCGGACCGGUUAAGAUCACAAAGGAGUAUUAGAAGGAUUUGCAGUUUGGAAAGUCAAACCAAUAUCACAUCAAAAUCAGCCAGAGUCACUUGAUUCAUCAGGACCUGAAUAUUAGCAUCCUUUGAACAUGGAAGCAAAAAGCACCGUUCACACCAGGGAGAAACCCUGGAAAUGUGGGGACUGUGGGAAGGGAUUCAGGUCCCCGUCUGAUCUGGAAACUCAUCGACGCAAUCACACCGGGGAGAGGCCAUUUAUCUGCUCUGUUUGUGGGAAGGGAUUCAUUCAGUUAGUCUGCCUUCAGAGACACCAGCGACUUCACACUGGGGAGAGGCCAUUCACCUGCUCCGUGUGUGGAAAAGGAUUCACUCUUUCAUCCCACCUGCUGAAACACCAGCAAGUCCACGCUGAAAAGAGAGAGUUUAAAUGCCCUGACUGUGAAAAGAGCUUUAAAAACCCACAUGGACUGAGGGAGCACCAGCGCAUUCACACCGGGUAUGCACCGUUCAGCUGCUCACAGUGUGGGAAGAGGUUCAGGACAUCGCCCCACCUUCUGACACAUCAACGGGUUCACACUGAUGAGAGACCUUUUAAAUGUCCCGACUGUGGAAAGUGCUUCAAAGGUUCUGGGGAUCUGCAAUAUCAUCAACGUAUUCACACUGAUGAGAGACCGUUCAGGUGCUCUCACUGUGCGACUGGGUUCAGACGAUCAUCUGAACUUACUGUACAUGAACGAGUUCACACUGGGGAAAGGCCAUUCACCUGCUCCAAAUGUGGGAAGGGAUUCACCCAGUCAUCCAACCUGCUGACACACCAGCUAGUUCACACUGGGGAGAGGCCCUUCACCUGCUCUGAAUGUGGAAAGGGAUUCACACGACCAUCCCACUUGCUCACACACCAGCGAGUUCACACCGGGGAGAGGCCAUUCACCUGUUCCGUGUGUGGGAAGGGAUUUAAUCGAUCAUCCAACCUGCUGAGACACCAGCGAGUUCACACUGGGGAGAGACCCUUCACCUGUCCCGUGUGUGGGAAGGGAUUUACUCAUUCAUCCAACCUGCUAACUCACCAGCGAGUUCACACUGGGGAGAGGCCCUUCACCUGCUCCGUGUGUGGGAAGAGAUUUAAUCGAUCAUCUAACCUGCUGAUGCACCAGCGAAUUCACACGUGACUGCACUGUUCAAAUUCUGCUGCUGUUAAUCAGAUUCAGGAGUGAACCUUGUUAAUUAUUAUAUUGGGUAAGUGUUGUUGCUAACCACAGUAUCCGGGCUGGAGUUGACAGAAUUGCAAAGUGCCUUUCACAAUCUCAGGACAUCUCUGUGCACAGUAAACCUCCACAACAGCAAUGUGAUCAUGACUAGGGAUGACCUGUUUUUAGUCAGAUUGGUUGAGGGUGAAAUAUUGCCCUCACCAUGGAGUGCGCCCCUGCUCUCCUUAAAAAUAGCAGCCAUGGAUGGGAUCUUUCACAUCCACCUGAGAGAGCAGAUAGGACCCUCAGUUUAACAUCCUCAUAUCUCCUUAUGUGGCUCAGUGUCAUCGCUCCUGUGAAGUCCCUUGGGAUGUUUCUUACUGCGUGAAAGGAGCUUUAUAAAUGUGAGAUGAAUGUGACAUCACAGACAGAGAUGUGCUGGGUAAAACUGAACCAUGCGCUGCCUGCAGCUGAGAGCUGAACACACAGGAACCGUCAACAACAACUGGAAUGCUGCAGUUUUUAUAAUACCAUAUAAAGAAUAUAAGGAACAGCAAAGAAUGACUAAAAGAUUAAUAAAGAGGGAGAAAUUAGACUGCAAGAGAAAGCUAGC
This is a messenger RNA of Carcharodon carcharias (great white shark), 1841 nucleotides long. Its product is annotated as gastrula zinc finger protein xLCGF3.1-like. The transcript is spliced from 2 exons. The record is from RefSeq and is a predicted model, not a curated record. The coding region runs from base 173 to 1210 and encodes 345 amino acids. Gene Ontology annotation, molecular function: RNA polymerase II cis-regulatory region sequence-specific DNA binding; DNA-binding transcription factor activity. NCBI's taxonomy places the organism in Eukaryota, Metazoa, Chordata, Chondrichthyes, Lamniformes, Lamnidae. Gene Ontology annotation, biological process: regulation of transcription by RNA polymerase II.